This is a messenger RNA of Morus notabilis, 2132 nucleotides long. RefSeq lists its product as uncharacterized. The transcript has 10 exons. NCBI's taxonomy places the organism in Eukaryota, Viridiplantae, Streptophyta, Magnoliopsida, Rosales, Moraceae. Gene Ontology annotation, molecular function: nucleic acid binding; zinc ion binding. The coding region runs from base 275 to 1939 and encodes 554 amino acids. The record is from RefSeq and is a predicted model, not a curated record.
GUAAAGCCGACAAGAGGAUGUGAAACCAGUCGUGCUUCCUAGGAAACAAACGAAGAACGAGUUUAGCAACUGUUUGACUUCCCUCUGAAGCUUCUUUUCUUCUGGUUUUAAGGUUUCUUCGUCGCGUAGACUUCCUUUUUUUUUAUUUUUUAUUUUAUUUUUCGUCUCUUCGGGUCUAGUUUUAAGUCUCCGCCAUUAUAAAGAUUCGAUCAGAAUACUAUUUGUUUGGGACAAAAACACAGAUAUCAAAGCAAAGGAGGUCCAAAACUUGGAGAUGGGUCUUGCGGGGUUUCUUCUAUUUUUCGUCAAAUAUUGCGUCGAUGUUCUUGCAUGGCCUCUUCUUGCCCUGACGUAUCCUUUAUGUGCUUCCGUAAGAGCGAUUGAGACAAAUUCUGUUUUGGACACUCAAAAAUUGAGUACUUACUGGGUUGUCUUCUCUUUGAUUUUGCUUCUUGAACACACUUUAUCUCUAUUAGAAUGGUUUCCAUUCUGGCCUUAUCUUAGGCUAAUUAUCGUCUGCUUGCUGGAAAUUCCUUAUUUUGAUGGUGCUUUUUAUGUCUAUAAACAAAUUAUGUGUUCAUUGUUCUCAAUGGACUUCCAAAGUAUCAUAAACUGGUUCACCAUCAAACCAAAGGAGUCCUCCGUCGAAAAGGAGAAAAUUCUAGCCGAGGUGGAGAAAUAUGUGAGGGAGAAUGGGACUGAAGCUCUUGAGAAAAUCAUUGCUCCCAAGUCUGGUAGCUCAAAGAAUAUUGAGGUCAGAGAUAUUCAAGCGCUUUCAGUUUCUUCUACAGACAAUGGACGGGUGAAUCAACCAAACUCUAAGGAGCCCCAUGAAGCGAGGAAAGAUAUCAAAGCUGUGGUGGAGAUAAUUGAGAAGAAUCAAGUGAAAGAAACUUCGCAGCCAAACUCUAAGGAGCCCCAUGAAGCGAGGAAAGAUAUCAAAGCUGUGGUGGAGUUAAUUGAGAAGAAUCAAGUGAAAGAAACUACGCAGCCAAACUCUAAGGAGCCUCAUGAAGUGAGGAAAGAUAUCAAAGCUGUGGUGGAGGUAAUUGAGAAGAAUCAAGUGAAAGAAACUACGCAGCCAAACUCUAAGGAGCCCCAUGAAGCGAGGAAAGAUAUCAAAGCUGUGGUGGAGGUAAUUGAGAAGAAUCAAGUGAAAGAAACUUCGCAGGUUAACAGAGGAGAGCCUCAGCUCACUCAGACUAAGAACAAAACUGCCUUACCUACGGAGACUAGAGAAAAAGUUUCCGAAGUUCAAGCAGGAAGAGAGCUUCCUGAGACUCCUGUUUCUAGAAUAGUCCAGAAAGAAUGGACUUGUGCUAUAUGCCAAGUAACAACCGAAAGCGAGGCGGAUUUCAUUUCACACCUCAGUGAUAAAAAACACAAGGGUAUUAUGAACGAGGCAGCGAAUGCGAAGAACCAGCCAGUUUUCCCUGAGGUUGCCCCAUCUUAUAGUCCAGAGAAAUAUGCUCAUCCAGCUGAGGAGGAUCCAGGAAAGAGUUCAGACGACCAGACGGUCUUUCCCAAGGUUGUCUUCUCUCCAAAGAUAUCUGGUCAGUCCACAGGUGUGCCACUGCCAGGAAUCAUUUUCAAUGCAUCGAGCAACAGGUGGGAACCAGGAGUAAUCACGAGUGAAAAGCUUCAAGGCAAGGAGAAGAACGCUGUUCCGGCUUCAAGUACUAGUAAAUCCAAUGAAUGUAAACAAGAGACAAAAACGAGUCUAUCGAAUAGUGAAAUGAAACAGAAAAGUGGCAUAAAGCAUGAGGAGAAGGGGCAUGGAAAAAAAGCAAUGAAGCAAAAGACUGGAACAGUUGGGGUGAAAGAUUUGUCUCUGUGGUGCAGGGUGUGCAAUAUAUGGUGCCCUAGUAAGGUUCACAUGAAAGCUCAUCUUAGAGGGAAAAAGCACUUGAAUGAGGUUCAAUUGUUGGCUGAAAAGUAGGUCGCAUUAAACAUCUGCAAAUAGUUGAAUUUGCUAUAAAACUGUUUUAUACAAUUCUGAUUUAAACUCAAAGGCAUUGUUCCAAAAUCAGGAAAGUGAAUUGAGUUAAGGUGAUUUCUUUUUUAUGAUUUUUUUACUUUUUUUGGAGCAUUAAAACCUAUAUAACCUUAAGUCUCAGGAAAAGUUGGAGAAA